Molecule: messenger RNA, 3948 nt
Organism: Oldenlandia corymbosa var. corymbosa
Lineage: Eukaryota; Viridiplantae; Streptophyta; Magnoliopsida; Gentianales; Rubiaceae
Source: the annotation of a GenBank genome assembly
UCCAAACACAGUGGAAAAACUGGCACGUGUGACUCAGUCAUCACCCAGAGAAAAGAUGAAAGCUAUGGCCUAUUCCCUACUAGCCCAGAAACAACCCCACCCACCUUCCCUACCCUCCACUAGUAAUAUGGACUAAUUUACAUAGUAUACUCUGUUUUCAUUACUUUGCUUCAUCUUUCGGACAUUUCCCCUAUUUAACCACUCUAUCCUGUUUCACAAAUAUCUUCUAUCAUCAUCCCCACAGAAUCUCUUUUUUCUUUGCAAAGCCAGUCUUUGAGUAAUUUUUGCAGAGGAAAUGUCAUCUUCAAUUGUGAAGUAUGCUUCUAAGGAUACUACUACUACUACUACUAGUAGUAGUAAUGGUCAUGAGGAUCAUGGGAAUGAACGGAUUGAUUUGCUUCAUGGGUCUGCCGAUUUAGGGGCUUCUCCCAGUCUCUCACUUCCAGCUGAAACUUUCCUUCAAGCAGCCAUUUCUCUCAAAGAUGAGGUGGUGCGAGUUACAUGGAGAGAAAAAUGCAGCAAUUAUGGUGGCACGGAUCCAUUUUUGUUCACGGGAUUACUUGGAACAGCUUUCACCUGCUUCCGAGCCUUUGAGGCUACUGGGAAUAUCCACGACCUGAGAUUGUGCACGGAGAUUGUUGAUGCUUGUGCCUCUCUUGCUAGUUCCUCCACGAGGUUUGUUUGUAACUUUGUAUCAUACUUGAUUUUUUUUUUUAUUUAAUUUGGUGCACUGUUAUUUAUCUAAUUAACAAGUAGACAGGAUUAUUGACUCUGUGGGAUUGAGGCUGGGACUCUUUUUAGCAUUAUUAUUGACCAAAAUGGUUUUGUUACUGUCAAGUUGUUGGGAAUAUGCUUCAAAAGAUGGGAAGGCAUCUGCUAAACGUGUUGCGUAUGGAGUCUGACUAAGCUGGAAUAAUUUGUAUGUGAUAAAGGCUUAUGUGUCAGUGACACAUCCUGAUUAUUUUAACGGCCUUCAUGUUUAGAUUUUUAGACUUGAUAGUAGUCCAUGCUAAUGUCAAAAGCCUGUGCUGGAAUGCCGAAGACCUCAUUCAUUUAGAAACUUUUUCUUUGUGGGGACGUGGCUAUGUAUAUAGUUAUAUGGGGGCUCUUGACAUUGUGGGCGUGAAACAUGCCCUAGUAUAUUAUGUGUUAAUUUCAUUAGUUUGAUCGGGUCUUAGUCAGGAAUAUGGAGAAAUGAUGUUGAUUACUAGUUCAAAAUUAUUUAACUGUUGAAAUUGUGGCAUUGACUUGUUUAGGAAUUGCAAAGUCAAAUAGUUGAAAAGGCCUGCUGAAACCAUUUUGUUGUCACUGAAAUAAACAUAGAUUUUAUGUAGGCUGGGGGAAGGAAGUUACAUUCAAUGUACUCCAAACUAGGAAGGAAAAUGAGAUUUGUAAUUCAUUUGUAGCAUUCAACAUCCAGAAGAUAUUCUUAAUUAAGGGGCUAAAAUGCACAUUAACCAGAAUGACCCAUUUGUCAUGAAGGAAGAGAUUCUGGGGAGUGACCAACGGCUUGCAGCCUGCUAUGGUUGUAUAGUUUGAGACGUAUGCUUUCAAAUUAGUUAUAACUCGUGCUGUAGAUUUUGAGACCGAAUACCAUGGAACUCUGGAUUUGUUACCAGUUCCUUAUUCCUGAUCUGUAUAAAUAGUAAAAGCAUAGGUGUGAGCUCUCUCAAAACGAUACUAAGGUUCCAACCGAUAUUUUUGGUUAAGACAUCUGUGCAUAUGUAUAUGAGUUACGGGGAUGAUGUCUGGUCUAUGCUGAAUAGAAACCUUUGAAAUAUCUACAGUACUGAUCACUAUGAUAAAGGCUAAGGAUUUUAAGUUACUGUUGGAUAAAUUUGGACAUGUAUUUCCAAAAUAUUUUGAUUGCAGAAUGAAGUAUGUAGUAAGUAAAAAAGGUCAAAAUACUUUAUAGAGUGAAAGAUAUCAAAGACUUGGGUAAUUCAAAUUUAUCAUGGCCAAUGUCCAAAGAAUCUUGUUUCUGAAUAGAACAUUUGGGAAUGUCGAUUUCUUACAUUGUUUUUCCAUUGAAAUCAUGCAAAUCUUAUCAUCCUUAUUCAUUUCCCUGGACCAGGCACAUGACUUUUCUUUGUGGUAGAGGAGGGGUCUAUGCACUUGGUGCUGUGGCUGCAAACUACUGCAGAGAUCAGCAAAGGCGUGAUUUUUAUCUGGAUAGUUUCCUGGAGGUCGCACGGGAUAGAGACCUCCCAAUUGGACCUGAAGAUGGUGGAUUUGGAAUGUCAUAUGAUCUAUUGUAUGGGCGUGCUGGCUUUCUGUGGGCAGCUUUAUUUAUAAACAAACACUUGGGAGCAGAGACAGUUCCUAAUGAUCUCCUUAUGCCAGUAGUUGCUGCUGUAUUAGCAGGAGGUCGGGCAGGUUCUUCUGUGAACACAGCAUGCCCAUUGAUGUAUAGAUGGCAUGGAACGAGGUACUGGGGUGCAGCCCACGGCCUUGCUGGUAUUCUGCAUGUGUUACUUCACUUCCCAACCCUUUCAAGAGAUGAUAUUGAAGAUGUUAAAGGGACCCUAAGGUACAUGAUGAGCAAUCGGUUUCCCCACAGCGGGAAUUACCCUGUAAGUGAAGGAAACCCGAGGUGCAAUCUGGUGCAGUGGUCUCAUGGUGCAACUGGCAUUGGUAUUACCCUGUGCAAAGCAUCAGAGAUGUUACCGAAUGAUCGGGAGUUCCGGGAUGCAGCCAUAGAGGCUGGGGAAGUGGUGUGGAAGAGUGGGUUAGUUAAGAAGGUUGGUCUAGCUGAUGGUGUUGCUGGGAACACUUACGCAUUUCUCUCUCUCUAUCGGCUUACAGGAGAAAGCAUCUAUCUAGACCGGGCCAAGGCAUUCGCAAGCUGCUUAUAUCACAAUCAAAGAAAUGCCUUGAAUUUGAGCCCUUCGAUUGGUGCAGAUAGUACCUACUCUCUUUUCCAAGGACUAGCCGGAGUUGCUUGCUUAUGGUUCGAUUUACUUGCACCAGAGAAAUCUAAAUUUCCGGGCUAUGAAAUUUAGGCUGGUUUAGUUUUGUGGCAAGAAUUUGAAAGACACGAAUCAGGUAGGGUGUGCUUUCAGAUUUCUUCCACGACAGCUUUUAAGUGGUGCCCAGCUGAGCUGAGGAUUGCGACUUUGCCGUAUGAUACUAACCUUGUGUAUAGCGCUAAGGUUUAUGCGUGGACCUUGAUGUUUUCUUCACUGUAAAAUGUUCCUUCUGGGAAGAAAAAUAAUGGAGAAGCAACACGAUGAUUUGGUAUAACUUUUAUGUUUGUUCUGCAGUCCAAGUUGUGAGUUAAUACACCGAGUUCUGAAUGGUCAGUUUGUUUAACUUUCACAAGUUAAGGUGUACAUGCGCAAUGGUUUCUUAUGAUGUUCCAGAAGCAAAAAAAGAGAUUUGGGACUUUAAAUGCCUCAUCCAAAUAAUAAUAAUUGAUGAAAAUCUUAGCUAAGACAGAAAUGAGACUCCAUCGGUAAGUGGCAACAUUCCAACUCCAUGUCUCCUCGAUGCCGAAAAUGAAGCUUACAUUUCCAGAUUGGUCAAUUUUCCAUUUGAAGAGGGGAUUAUUAGGAGGAAUGAGGAAAGGCAGAGUGGAUAGUGGAUCAUUGGCAACAUAACAAUGGAAUACCCAAUUGUCAUUAUCGUGGCACAAACAAAAUCACAAUCUUUUAGCACUUAGCAGUUGGGACCAUUUUGGAUGCCGAAUCCAAUACCCUUUGCAAGUGAGAAUAUUUUCGACUACUUUUUCUGGUCAUUUCUCUGCUUUGUACUCCGCCGACUUUUUUGUACUCUGCCGACUUUUCCUAAAGUGUAAAUGGAAACUCCACACACCUAAAUCCAAUAAAGCAUGAUUUUUACUGCUUGGUGAUUAGACAAAUGGUAUCACAGAAUUUCGAAUAUGUAGUACUAGCUUCUUCUUCUUCUUGCAAAAAAUCGACAAGACAAUGUGACUGCUAUACAUAUGUA